AACAAUUGACAUACACACGCUCCCAAGGAAGAAUAAUCAAAAGCUUCAUACAAGCUUCAUCGUGGCGAUGUCAGGAACAUACGUGACAGAGGUUCCUCUUAAAGGGUCUGCGAAGAAUCACUACAAGAGGUGGAGUGAAAACCACCUCUUCCCGGACGCCGUCGGCCAUCAUAUCCAAGGUGUCAAGGUCCACGAAGGAGACUGGGACUCCCACGGCGCCAUCAAGUCCUGGAACUAUACAUGCGAUGGAAAGCAAGAGGUUUUCAAGGAGAAGAGAGAGUUUGACGACGACAAGAUGGCAGUGACGUUUAGAGGGCUUGAGGGUCACGUGAUGGAGCAGCUUAAGGUGUACGACGUCAUCUUCCAGUUCAUCCCCAAGACUGAGCAAGGCUGCGUCUGCAAAGUCACUAUGAUGUGGGAGAAGCGCUACGAAGACUCUCCAGAGCCCAUCAACUACAUGAAGUUCGUCACGAACAUGGCUGCUGACAUGGACGACCAUAUUCUCAAGGUUGAGAAGAAGGUUUAAAUUUGUGUCCUCUUUGUGUUUGGCCCUCGCACAUA
Brassica napus (rape) is the source of this 561-nucleotide messenger RNA. RefSeq names its product MLP-like protein 328. Bases 68 to 526 code for a protein of 152 amino acids. Lineage: Eukaryota; Viridiplantae; Streptophyta; Magnoliopsida; Brassicales; Brassicaceae. The transcript is spliced from 2 exons. Gene Ontology annotation, biological process: defense response. The record is from RefSeq and is a predicted model, not a curated record.